AUGCUUGGGAACGGACUGGUGUGCGACUCCCUGAGCGGUGUCUCGUCGGGCUUCGAGCCCCUGGACUUUGAGCGGAAGCGGCAGUACAGCCUGCGCGUGCAGGUGGAGAACGUCCACCUCAACCCCCGGUUCUUCGCCGCCGCGCCGUUCCGCGACGACGCCACGGUGAAGGUGCAGGUGGAGGACGUGGACGAGCCGCCCGUGUUCGAGCGCCCGAGCUACGUCAUGGAGGUGAAGGAGGACGCCGCCAGGAGCACCGUCAUCGGCUCCGUCAGCGCCUCCGACCCGGACUCCCUCCACAACCCCGUCAGAUACUCCAUUGAUCGGCGGACGGACAUGGACAGAGUGUUCAACGUGCACGCGGGCAACGGCUCAGUGUUCGUCCUGAGGGAGCUGGACAGAGAGGAGGCCGCCUGGCACAACAUCUCCAUCAUCGCCACCGAGUUCAACGCCCCUCGCCAGAUGACCCGUGUCCCCGUCUUCAUCCGGAUCCUGGACGUCAACGACAACGCCCCGACCUUCGCCACAAACUAUGAGACGUUCGUCUGUGAGAACGCCCGAGCCAACCAGAGGAUACAGACGGUGAGUGCCAGCGACCCAGACAACCCCAUAGGAGGGCACCGCUUCGUCUUCAGCCUGGCGCCGGAGGCCUCGGGCAAGGCCAACUUCUCUGUGCGUGACAACAAAGACAACACGGCGUGGAUCCUGACGCGGAGGAACAGCUACCUCAGCCUGCAGCGGAGCGUGUACCUGGUGCCCGUGGUGAUCUCCGACGGCGAGUACCCCAUGCUGAGCAGCACCAACACGCUGACCGUGCGCGUGUGCACGUGCGACCGCGACGGCAACAUGCAGCUGUGCAACGCCGAGGCGCUGGCGGCGAGGGCGGGACUCAGCACCGGCGCCCUGGUGGCCAUCUUGCUCUGCUCCAUCAUCCUGCUGAUGAUCGUGGUUCUGUUCGCCGCCCUGCGGAGGCAGAGGAAGAAGGAGCCCCUGAUCAUCUCCAAGGAGGACGUGCGCGACAACGUGGUGAGCUACAACGACGAGGGCGGCGGCGAGGAGGACACCCAGGCCUUCGACAUCGGCACGCUGCGCAACCCCGAGGCCAUCGAGGAGAGCAAGCAGCGCCGGGACGUCGCCCCCGAGCUCUUCUACCCGCCGGUGCGCCGCCCCGUGCCGCCGCCGCCGCCCGCCCGCGACCCCGGCCACGGCCACAACGGGGACGUCCGGGAGUUCAUCAGCCAGCGCCUGCAGGACAACGACGGGGAUCCCACGGCGCCGCCCUACGACUCGCUGGCCACCUACGCCUACGAGGGCAGCGGCUCGGUGGCCGAGUCCCUGAGCUCGCUGGAGUCGGUGACCACCGACGGCGACCAGGACUACAACUACCUGAGCGAGUGGGGGCCAAGGUUCAAGAAGCUGGCGGACAUGUACGGCGCCGACGACAGCGACAGGGACUCUUAACGGCGGACGCUGAACCAGCGGCAGUGGGCGAGAGAGGAGGAGGGGGCCGGAGAGGGGGAGAGGGGGAGAGGGGGGAUGGUACCACCGAGGGGUUUGACGUUUUGACGUUUGCAAACGAACGCACUCUUACCUACGUGCCGAGAUGGGCAUCGUCGACUUUUUCUGGGUUGAGUGGCAGAGCGGAUGAAGGGGAGGACGCAGGCAACGGCCGCGGGCGCCACUGUCACGCUAUUGGUCGUGGUUGGAAUAACCCCCGCCCCCCCCCCCCCCCCUCCCCACAAAACCUUGACCUUUCAUUCCCGACCCCCCCUCGUGAGCAGAUGUAGACAGAUGUGUGUCCUGUCAGUGUUAGUUAUGUCCACAGCGGGCGAAACGGCCCCGCACAAAGAAAGACUUUGUGGCAAGACAUUUUUGUGUAUAGGGGUGUAAUGUGGAGCCCAAAUAUAUCUAUAUUACCUGACAAUAUAUUGUUUCUGUUGUUUUGAUUUUUUGUUCCUCUCCGAGGCUGACGGUAACGAACACACAGCAGGAAGGCAAAGCAUUUUUUUUUUGUAAACCUCCAGAUAUGGCGAUGUAUCUUACAGUAUUCAUGGGACGCUACGAUGCUGCGAAUUGUCUUAUACCUUAGCUUGUGGUACUUACGGUAAUACGAAACAAUACGCUGUACAGUUACUCUUCUUUUCAGUUUCGUUUGUCCCUCUUUCUACUCCGUUUUUCCUUGUUCUGAAGGAUUCCUACCGUCCGAGCGAAUCCUCUUCCGACGCAGACUUAGCCUCUUAUCUCCACAGCUGGGCGACCUUCCAGAUGUGCGUAACAGGCCGCUACUCCUACUGAUUGGCUAUCUACGGCGUUCCCUGGGCAACAGUGUUGAUGUCGACAUCACACUUAUUAUUUUCCGUCGGGGCUUGACGAUAUUAAGUCAACGUGGUGAUUAGGUUAGCUUCGUUCUCAUUGCUCCGAUCCCCUCCCUCCCCCCCCCCCCUCGACGCUAUCGCAACACGAUACCGUCAGAGGUCUGUUGCAGCCGGGAAACUGCUCUGUUGAUAAGGGGCUAAUGUCGCUAACGACGUACGUGAAGAUGUGGCCACACACGCUGUCCAUCACACUUAUAUAUAUAAAUGUUUAUAUAUAUAUAUAUAUAUUCACACAUGUAUCAUUUACGUCCUGACAGCUUCAUGCAUUCGCCGAAGCGAGGCGAGCUGAAAUACCAAAUUGUUUUUUUAAAGUAGCUGAAUGUCCUCAAACCCAAUGCUAAUUACGACUUAAUCGAUGGCGUCUCUUGACCUAUAGGAGAUGAGGCAAAGGCGUGGCUGUGCCACGUGGUUAACGCUGCCCUGUCAUUCGGCCCGGCCUCUAGAAAGGCCCUGCAAGGAUUUUUUCAAAAGCAGUCACUUUCCUUGAAUAAAGACUACAUUUCCCAUGAUGCCUCGUCUCCAAAAGAGUUACUCCUGGACUACUUUUGAAUCUUGUGGUGGAUUGAUGUUAUUUUUGGAGAAGAACAAUGAAAUGUAGUGACUGUUUGGCAAUUUAAUGUCAUUGUGGCUGUGUGUUAUGGCUUUUCAGGGGCAGACUUUUUGAAAGGGGUCAGGGGAAAUGGAUGAUCCACUUCUUUUGUGGAGAUUUCCGUGGUCAUUUCCCGGGCGCCGUGUUGUUUAACUAUGUAGACGGUUCUAGUGUCAAUUGCCACUGUAGGGACUCUGUGUGUUAUACUCCUUAUAAGGCCUUCAAGGAAAACUUGGGACUGUGUUUGAGUGUUCUGCUAAUCCUAAUUACGUGGUACUACUUCUGAACCAAACAAAUUGUACAGUGUCUUCAGUGCAGUAGUGAGACGAUAAUAAAGCCACAUUAUUUCAGUUGUCCGUUGGGAACCACCGAGUUGGUAACUCCUUCAGAAAUCCCACCAACAGGCCCCACCCUCAUGGCUUUUUAAAUAAUAUUUUUGUUUUUUCGCUGGAAACAAAAGCAAUUUUUUAUUAAUUUGAGAAGAUAAAACUGCGGUAGCAGUUAUAGCAGCUAUAGCAGCUAUUAUCUUGAAUAUUUGUGUGUUAAGCGUGGCGACAGUCCAGUUUUAAUACAUAUGUUGUUUUGGACACACAGACGAUGAGCACCAUAUGACCUGUUAACACGUGAACACAAACAACCUUGCCUUAAAUUAACAUUUAAACACCAACAUGGCGGCCCGUAGACAGGGCUGCCCUCUAACUGGUGUAUUGGAGCAACGAAAAAAGGGCUAGUCUGACAUUACCGCCCUGAACACAAACUCAGCAGCAGCCGCAGCAGCAGCAGCAGCAGCAGCAGCAGCAGCAGCAGCAGCAGCGAUGUUUUGUAUUAUCUGUGUCACUGACACCUCAACAGGGUAUUGUCAUCACCGAGGCCUCCAUGUGUUUCGUUUAAAACAUCUGCAGCCAGCUUAUGGGUUGUCAUCGUUUGAAGUAUUAGACUCAUGGUUUAAUCUGGGCGUCAGGCAACAGAAGAAUAGAUAAGCAACAGAUUUGUCUCUUAUCCAUCAUAAAGGGAAGAAAAGUGGUUUGACUAGAAGUAUAUUAAAGAUGUGCUGGAAACUACCGCCCAUAGCAUCAU
This is a messenger RNA of Gadus macrocephalus (Pacific cod), 4041 nucleotides long. RefSeq names its product cadherin-6-like. The record is from RefSeq and is a predicted model, not a curated record. Gene Ontology annotation, biological process: multicellular organism development; calcium-dependent cell-cell adhesion; cell morphogenesis. Lineage: Eukaryota; Metazoa; Chordata; Actinopteri; Gadiformes; Gadidae. The transcript is spliced from 7 exons. Bases 1 to 1461 code for a protein of 486 amino acids. Gene Ontology annotation, cellular component: plasma membrane; adherens junction; catenin complex. Gene Ontology annotation, molecular function: calcium ion binding; cadherin binding.